This is a messenger RNA of Odocoileus virginianus texanus, 1591 nucleotides long. The record is from RefSeq and is a predicted model, not a curated record. Lineage: Eukaryota; Metazoa; Chordata; Mammalia; Artiodactyla; Cervidae.
AUGCCACUGGGGACGGGCCCGCUGGCGCCUGCCCAUGGGGACCGGCCCCCCGAGACCACCAGCCCCGAUCCGCCCCCGCCCCUGGUGCCGCCGCUGCCGGCCGGAAGCCUGCCCCCGUUCCCGCCCUACUUCGAAGGCGCCCCCUUCCCGCCCCCGCUCUGGCUGAGGAACACGUAUCGACAGUGGGUGCCGCAGCCGCCCCCCCGGGGCCUCAAGAGGACCCGCCGACGCCUGUCCCGCAACCGCGACCCUGGCCGCCUGGCCCUGAGCCCCAUCCGCCUGCGGCCGCGACGAGUGCUCUGUGAGAAGUGCAAGAACACCCAGAGCCCCCCGGAGGCCAGCCCCGGGCCGCCCGCCACGCCGCGGCCAAGGACGCGGGCCGGCGUGCCACGGAGCCCGGCCAUCAAGAUCUCCUACAGCACGCCCCAGGGCACCGGGGAGGUGGUGGAGAUCCCCCCGCGAGUGCACGGCUCCCUGGAGCCCUUCUGUCCGCCCCCGGCCUCACCCGGAGGCCCGGACCCAGAGCCUCCCAGGGACCGGCCGGCCGCGGGCGCCCCCACCUCCAUCCCCAAGCUGAAGCUGACCCGGCCCCUGCCCCCUGGGGCCGCCCCGCCGCCCCCCAAGAUCCGCCUGAAGCCGCGCCGGCUGGGGGCCGGCGAGCAGGAGCCCAUCUACAGGGCCGAGCUGGUGCAGGAACUCAAGGGCCGAGGGCCCCCGGCCGAAGGUGCCGCCCACCGCGGCGGGCUGGCGGACUCGUCCUCCGCCAGCUCUGGCGAAGACGAUGACUGCAAGGGGUGUCCCCGAGGGGCCCACGGGCCCGACGAUGACGCCGGGCUGGCUUUCCUCGCCACCUGCCCCGGUAGAAGCGGCUGUGCCGGUGAGCUGGCGUGGAGCAGUGACAGCCUGGAUGAGUCCAAGUCGUCCGGCUCGGACGUGACGUCGCUGGACGCCUGCGACUUCUCCCCCGGCGAUGGCGUGUCUGUGCCCUCUUCCUCCAAGGGUGCGAGGCCCACGGUCCCGCCCCUGACGGUCAGGCUGCACACGCAGAGCGUCUCCAAGUGCGUUACCGAGGACGGGAGGACCGUGGCCGUAGGGGACAUCGUGUGGGGUAAGGUUCACGGCUUCCCUUGGUGGCCAGCACGUGUCCUGGACAUUAGUCUUAGCCAGAAGGAGGAUGGGGAGCCCUCCUGGCAAGAAGCGAAAGUCUCGUGGUUUGGUUCUCCAACUACGUCAUUUUUGUCUAUCUCAAAACUGUCCCCUUUCUCUGAAUUUUUCAAACUGAGAUUUAACCGUAAGAAGAAGGGGAUGUAUCGGAAAGCUAUCACAGAGGCUGCCAAUGCCGCCCAGCACGUGGCCCCAGAAAUAAGGGAGCUCUUAACCCAGUUCGAAACGUAACCCGUGUUCCCAGCCAGAGCUGUAUCUGCGGGCCUGGCGUCCCAGGCAGGCUUGCAGUUCAGGCCAGUCGCUCAGUCGUGUCCAGCUCUGUGCAACUCCCUGGACUGCAGCACGCCAGGCCUCCCUGUCCAUCACCAACUCCCGAAGAGGCGUUGCUGUCUCCCAACUCUGAAUAAAAACGUGCCUCCGCUUCUCA